AUGGGUCUGGGAAUUCUUCCCGAUAGUCACCUCACCGAUGUUCCAGGCACAUCUUUCCUCAGCGAGAAGGGCUUACCUGGCAGCUUAGAAGAGGCUACUAUCACCGCAGAGAAUCACACCAGUCUCAAACACGAUCCAACUGGCAAGAUUGUUCUUGUCCCUCAGCCAUCAAAUGAUCCCAAUGACCCCCUCAAUUGGCCUGCAUGGAGAAAGCACAUGUUUACUGUUUCAAUCGGCAUUGGCUGCGGUGUUGUAGGCGCCAUAGGACCCCUUCUUGGCCCGGCAAUGGUUCCCCUUGCUGAGGAAUUCGGUGUACCUCUCCAGAGAUUCACUUUGGGUUUCACCGGCUCUCUUCUCAUAUCCUUGGCAUUCGGUAACCUGUUCUGUAACUCGUUGGCCAUGGUUGUCGGCAAGCGGCCAGUCUACCUCAUCACUGCAGUAGGCUUGCUGGUCACAACUGUAUGGAGCGCAGUGGCCAAAGACUUCAUCUCUCUCGCUGUCUCCCGCGGUAUCCAAGGCUUCUGCAUGUCUCCGAUGGAGGCUCUGGUCCCGGCAUCAAUUUCUGAUGUUUGGUUUGUCCAUCAAAGAGGUCUUCAGAACGCCAUCUUCAAUCUCGGUGUACUUGGGGGCAUCAACCUUGCUUCGCCGAUUGCUGGUGCUAUCAUCAACGAAUAUGGAUACAAAACCUGUCUCUGGAUCAUGGCUGGUGCCUUUGGUGUUCAGCUUUUGCUUACCAUCUUCUUUAUGCCUGAGACAACAUACAAGCGCAAUACCGACCCAGGUGUCCUGGACACUCCAAUUCAGAAACUAUCGACUAUUGAUGAGAAGAAGGAAUCAGUAUCAGAGGUUGAAAACACUAUCACAUCCCAAGGCAAUACUACCAUUCCAUCAAAGCAUUCUUUCCUAUAUGAACUCCGACCCUGGAGCGGUUUUUACGAUUCGUCUGGCUUUCUGUAUAGUAUUUACGCACCAUUCAAAAUGCUCGGUUCUCCGGUGGUCAUUUGGGGAUGUUUCCUACUGACUAUUUGCCUGAAUUGGUUGGUUCUGCUCGCCAAUACUCAAUCUCAAAUCUUCAGUGGACCUCCGUACAACUUUUCUGUCGCCCAGGUGGGAUUGACGAAUCUUUCAUCCUUUGUUGGGACGUUUAUCGCAACAGCACUGGCAGGUCUGAUAGUAGAUGGCCUGGCCAAGUUUAUGGCGGGAAGAAAUAAUGGUGUCUACGAGCCAGAGUUUCGUCUUCCAAUUAUUGCACUGCUUGCCACCCUCAGUGCCAGUGGAUUCUUCGGCUGGGGCCAGAGUCUCUCCAAGGGUGAACCAUGGCCUAUCCCUGUCAUCCUCUGUCUAGGGCUUAUCAAUGUUGGAAUUCAAUUGGGAAUCGUCGGUGUUGUGUCCUACGUGGUUGACUCCCAUCGUCACGAGGCUGUCGAAUCUUAUGCCAUAAUGAGCUUCGCCAAGAAUAUCUUUGGCUUCGGUAUGACCUUUUACAUGAACGACUGGAUCGCACUUCAAGGUGUGAGGGACGCCUUUUUUGUGAUUGGUGGAAUUACGAUUGGUGUUAGUAUGGCUACGAUUCCUAUGUAUAUCUUUGGGAAGAGAGCGCGCAGCUUUGCAUUUCGCAAUGGCUUCCUUGCAUAA
This is a messenger RNA of Fusarium pseudograminearum CS3096, 1635 nucleotides long. RefSeq lists its product as uncharacterized. The transcript is spliced from 3 exons. The record is from RefSeq and is a predicted model, not a curated record. Gene Ontology annotation, molecular function: transmembrane transporter activity. Bases 1 to 1635 code for a protein of 544 amino acids. Gene Ontology annotation, biological process: transmembrane transport. Lineage: Eukaryota; Fungi; Ascomycota; Sordariomycetes; Hypocreales; Nectriaceae.